AAAAAGGAAAGAAUUAGUGCGAUGUAAAGAUCUGCAUUAUCUUCCACCGACAAAAUCAACAAGCCUGUGGUUUUGGAGACGGAGCAUGCGAACCGGAAUCGUUCUGUUUUACUUUUUCUUUCCAACUAUCGCAAAGGGUUGCUGUGGGAAAAAUCGACAACAGAGGAUUUUGACAGAUCAGCCGUUUCAUCACUACAAAGCUGUGGAGGGGGAAGUCUUUGUGAUGCCAUGCGAUCCAUCUGAGAAGUCCCCUGUGAAGAGAGCCGGCGCUGAUGACGGCAAAGCAUGUGGGGAAGAGUUUGUGGCUAAAGAUGCUGGAGAAAACAGAAGCUUCACAGGGUCAAAUUCGACUCUGCAGGUCAUCGCAAAAACCAGUUUGAGAUGCUUCGAGCCUGAAGAGAGCAGCGUGAUGCUGCUGGUUGACAUUGGUGGUCGCAUCCCCUGCCCCGGGCAUGCCUGUUAUAACAACACGGGUGUGGUUUGGUACAAGAAAAACAGACCCGUAUCUAUAGCAAGAGACUCCUGUGUUGAAGACGGGGAGCUUCAACUCUGCACAGUCUACAGAGAGGAUACGGGUGUAUUUUAUUGUGACAGACGAAUAACUGAGCAAGGAGUCGCGUGGGUCUUCAGGAGGGCCGUCCACGUUAAAGUCAUACCCUUUUCAGAAGCAAACUCUCUUCCUGUGGUUAAAUAUCCAGCUGUAAACAUGACUGAGGAGGUUGAGCUUGGUCAGCCUCACAACCUCACGUGUGAGGUAGACUUUGAUUUUGAGGUAAACAUUUCUCGAAAAGUAGAGUGGUUCAUGAAUUAUGGCGGCGAUAUGGACAACAUGACCCUGUUAGACACGAAGCGACAUCAAGAAGUCUUGUUUUCAGAGAUCAAGGUUACGCAGACGUACGGCAUAAAGGAAGUGACGCCUCAGCACCUGAAGCACGCAUACACCUGCUUCGCCAGCAACGCUGUGGGAAACAACAGCGUCACAAUUAAACUUAAACAAAAAAAGCAAGGGAAAUGGCCGUCACUGGUUGGGUAUCCGUUUGGCUGCUUUCUGCUGGUCGUCAGCCUGGGAAUCAUCCUGCAUGUGAAGUGGGUGGAAUUACAGCUCAUCUUCAGAUCACGCUUCCAGUUUGGAAAAGAUGAUGAAGAGAAGGAAUUUGAUGUUUUUGUGUCAUAUGUGUGGACGGGUCCAUCAGCAGAGGCGGUAAACGGUUUGACCAUUUCCUCCAAGCCUUACAGUGAUGCAGGAGAGAUGCAGAGCCGUGAGGAACCGAUAGAAAUGCGGCUGCCCCGGGUGUUAGAGGACCAGUGGGGGUAUCGCGUCUGUCUGCUGGAAAGGGACAUUCUUCCAGGAGGAGCUUAUACAAACGAUGUGGUUCUCACUAUAAACAGAAGUCGAAUGCUCAUCUGUGUCCUGUCAGCUGAAUAUUUCGCCAGCAGCAACGCUGUGUUUGUACUGGAAUCAGGAGUCAAGGCCUUACUGCAAAACUCUGCCCUCAAGAUGCUCUUGAUUUGGACCAGAGGAACUUCGGCGUCCUUCACCCAGCCAGAACCUCCACUGCCCAAACUGGUGCAGAGAGCCUUGAAGGUGCUUCCCAGUCUGCAGUGGAGCACAGACGCACCUUCCACGGCCGCCAGGAGCUUCUGGAUCUCUUUGCAGAAAGCCAUGCCAGCUGACAGAGCGAGGCCUGCUUCACGUGUGCAGUGUGAAGCCUGAGGUGUGGGAAAAACGUUUCCCCGCUGGAACUCGACUCAUUAUGCGUUAAAACGUGCGUCACCAAAAGACCGUAUGAGAAAGCUAAAGCUGAAUCUGAACAAAGAAAUGUGUGAAGAGCUGUUCCGUGGUGACGCACAUGCAGACGUACCAAGUGUUAAUUUAAAAUGCUGGGGGGGGGGGAGUAAUUUUCCAUCUGUAGGAAUUUGUCCAUUUCAUCAAAUUUUCAAUUCUUCAGUUUAAGACUAUGGAAAAAUAAAAACUGAACUAUUAAAUGUAAAAAAAAAUAUGUGAUUUAUCAUGAUUUCUCCUACUGCUGCAAUAAAUAAAUGAAAACCAUUUUUUAAAAAUUCAUAUUCACUGGACAUCAUUGAAACAAAGACUACAGCAAUAGGAGUUGAUAUAUUUUAUUCGGAGAUGUCAGAACGAAUGGCUGCGUAAUUCACAGAAAAAUCAAAAACUAUACAUUUUGGAUAGUGGGAAAAGAGUUUAAGACACAAAACAUGUUGGUGAGUUAUGAUAUUAAAUUCAAAAGGAAAAUAGUUUGGGGAAGUACCUAAUUUUAACAAAAGUGCAACCAAGACAGUGUGUAUGGUUACGAUUCGAUGUUUAAAUAUUUGACAACACAGAACAUUUACUGCAAGCGCGACAAACUGGAUUUCGGCUGCAUGUUUGAUGGGCUGAAUGAGGCAGAAAUGAAAAAAUAAGAAAAAGUGUUCUCAUUGGUGAGGGAGCUGGUAAAAGCAAAGGGCUGUGCAGCAAAAGUGAAAAUCUAAAUUCAAAAAAGAAUUUAAUCUGAAAACAAAACAAAAAGAAAAUAAAAACCUACACUUAAUUUAACCCACCGUCUAGUUUGUGGAUUAAAAAAUAAAACACUGUCACUAUGUACAUUUUUAUACAAACAUCAGACAAACAACGUGCUUAUUAGGAUUAAACCAAACCAGCGCAUGGAGGAGGGAACAAAAAACGGUAACAGCAAGAGGGCAGGAACUAUCCCAAUCAUCCAAUUAGCCAACAAAA
Molecule: messenger RNA, 2731 nt
Organism: Poecilia reticulata (guppy)
Lineage: Eukaryota; Metazoa; Chordata; Actinopteri; Cyprinodontiformes; Poeciliidae
Product: interleukin-18 receptor accessory protein
Biological process (GO): interleukin-18-mediated signaling pathway
Molecular function (GO): interleukin-18 receptor activity
Source: RefSeq, a predicted model, not a curated record